Molecule: messenger RNA, 1347 nt
Organism: Sphaerodactylus townsendi
Lineage: Eukaryota; Metazoa; Chordata; Lepidosauria; Squamata; Sphaerodactylidae
Gene: WRNIP1
Product: WRN helicase interacting protein 1
Exons: 5
Coding region: 1-747 (248 amino acids)
Biological process (GO): DNA-templated DNA replication; regulation of DNA repair
Cellular component (GO): nucleus
Molecular function (GO): DNA binding; single-stranded DNA helicase activity; enzyme activator activity
Source: RefSeq, a predicted model, not a curated record
AUGACGACGAGAUCAUGCUUCUGUAUCGAGAGAAGAGCUGUAAACACCCUUGCCUACCUCUGUGAUGGUGAUGCAAGAACAGGAUUGAAUGGACUCCAGAUGGCUGUCCAGGCCCAGCUAACUCAGUUGCCCCAUCAGAGUAACGUGCAUGGCUCUUCUGCUAAUAGAAUAGUCAUAACAGAAGAUCACAUUAAGGAAGGACUCCAACGGUCCCACAUUCUAUAUGAUCGAGCAGGUGAAGAACAUUAUAAUUGCAUUUCUGCCCUCCACAAAUCUAUGCGAGGCUCAGAUGAAAAUGCUUCUCUGUACUGGCUUGCCCGAAUGCUUGAAGGUGGGGAGGACCCUCUGUACGUGGCAAGAAGAUUGGUGAGGUUUGCAAGUGAAGAUAUAGGACUGGCUGAUCCCUUGGCCUUAACGCAGGCAGUGGCUGCUUAUCAGGGCUGCCACUUCAUUGGAAUGCCAGAGUGUGAGGUCCUACUUGCCCAGUGCGUUAUCUACUUUGCCAGAGCGCCAAAAUCUAUAGAGGUGUACAGCGCAUACAGCAAUGUCAAGACGUGCCUAAGAAACCAUGAAGGACCUCUUCCGCCUGUUCCUUUGCACUUAAGGAAUGCGCCUACCAGGCUCAUGAAGAACAUUGGCUAUGGUAAAGGGUAUAAAUAUAAUCCCAUAUUCAAGGAGCCUGUUGAUCAGGAAUAUCUGCCUGAAGAACUAAAAGGGGUCAGCUUUUUUGGAGGGAGUAGAAUGUAAUGCUAACUGUGAUGUUCUUCCCCAAGCACUGUACUAACACAAGCACACAAUGUUAAUUAUGUAAUUUCUUACCAUUUUCUAAAACCUCUGCAUUUCCUGAGCUGAUAGUAUUGAAUCAGUUUGCUCAUAAGACAAUGUACUUUUUUUUACAUAUGCAUUGAUUUGGUGCUAUGACAACAGACUGUUUGACUGAGGAUGAACCUUUUUAUCCUAGGAGGAAGAAUAUAUACAGGAAACUUUGGACAUGACAUGUAUUAAUAUUGGCUGAACCCAUCCUGUAGUUUUAAGAUUAUCUGAAAUUAUUGGAUCGUAAACCAACAUAUACAGUUUAGAUAGCAGUCAGUUCUUCUAAAGUUAAAACAUUUCUGGCUAAAGUUAGGCACUGUUAACAUCUAUCUGUACGAACACACAGAUUAAGAAUGAGAAUAGCAGUCUCAAAAAUCAGUGGGGUUUAAAAGGGCUAAUUGUUUAUUGUUUCAAUUUACUUUAAAUUGUGAAAGGCGAACAAAGGAAAAAUGGAUGAAAAAAUAUUGCAACUAUAAUUUAAAUGUCAAAGUAUUUUCGAUAUGGAAUUUGUAAAUAAAGUUGAUUUUAAAGGUU